CAUAACUGUGUAAAUAAACACAACAUCUGCCUGUGAGAGGUUUUUUAGCGAUAAUGAUAAGAUAAACCUACUUAGAAGAAGUCAGAAUGUCGGACACAAACUUAACUGCAAUUUUAAAGAAGCAAGGAGAUAUUCAGCUCGAAGACAUCCCUAUUCCAGAACCAGGUCCAGGGGAGGUACAGUUAUGUAUGCAGCAUGUGGGUAUCUGUGGAUCAGAUGUACACUACUGGAAACAUGGAGCUAUUGGAGAUUUUGUUGUCAAGGCACCAAUGAUACUUGGACAUGAAGCUAGCGGAGUCGUCAGUAAACUAGGCAAAGGGGUUAGCAAUCUUCAAAUUGGAGACAGAGUAGCCAUAGAGCCAGGAGUACCCUGUCGGUUAUGUUCUCAUUGUAAACAUGGCCGAUAUAACCUUUGUCCAGACAUGAAAUUUUGUGCUACACCUCCGAUUCAUGGUAACUUAGCCAGAUAUUAUGUCCAUGCUGCAGAUUUCUGUUUUAAAUUACCAGAUAAUAUGAGUACAGAAGAAGGAGCUUUGUUGGAGCCAUUGUCUGUAGGAGUUCAUGCUUGUAAUAGGGGAGGUGUUACUUUAGGCAGCAAGGUUCUUAUUUGUGGAGCUGGUCCAAUUGGUCUAGUAAAUGUAUUAACAGCCAGGGCCAAUGGAGCUGCUGUUGUUUGUAUUACAGAUAUUGAUCAAUCAAGGUUGGAUAUGGCCAAGUCGAUGGGAGCCACAUACACACUGAAAGUAACCAGUAAAGACCCAAAAGAGAUGGCACAGAAAGUUGAAGAUGUAAUGGGAGUACAGCCAGAGAUUACUAUCGAAUGUAGUGGUGCUACUCCUAGUAUUCAAACUGCUAUUUAUGCAACUAAAUCAGGCGGAUGUGUGGUAUUAGUUGGUUUAGGACAAGCAGACAUCACACUCCCAAUAGUAAAUGCCUCAGUCAGAGAAGUUGACAUCAGGGGAAUAUUCAGAUAUGUUAACUGUUACCCAACUGCAUUAGCAAUGGUUGCUUCUGGUAAGGUGGAUGUAAAGCCAUUGAUAACACAUAGAUUUAAACUGGAAGAUACUCUCAAAGCAUUUGAGACAACUUUCAAAGGAGAAGGAAUCAAGGUCAUGAUAGAAUGUGCUAAAAAGUGAAAUGUUAUGGGACAAUUUGAGUAGAUUUGGGAAGUAAAUAUUGGAUAGAUGUCUUUAUUGUCAUCAGUAGAUAAGUUCACAUACACAGAAAAAUGAGGAUAAUCACAAAUGGACCGGAUGCUUCAUUUUUAUCAUGUUCAGCCAGGGUACACGGUUGUAUAAAUGGAAAAAACAUUUUAACAUUUGUUACUUAUAUACUUAUACUAUAUAUGAUUAUGAUAAUCUGUAGAGAGAGAUUUUCUUAGAACUCUGUUCAAGUCAAGUGCAAUCUUUUUGCUGAAAAGCAAGUGAUGAUAAUUGAAAACACUUAAAGGGUAUUUUUUGUAUUUAAUAGCUUAAAGGAUAAAUUUGUUUUUAUGGUGAGACAUGGAAAUAUUAUGUUAAAAUUAAUGAAAAUUUCAAUAGGAUUGUUUUGUUUACAACGGUUCUCAAUGAUAAUUUUUUUUUAUAUGAAAACUUUGUGUAAUUAUUUUUUGAUAGACAUUUAAAGGUUAUAUUUGAAUGUUCCCCCUAGAAAAAUAUGUUAUUGUAUGUUGUCUUGAAAUUCUAGAGAUUAUUCUUUAAUCUUCUUUUGUUGUUGAUAUUAUAGAUAUUUUAAUCAAGAAAUAUAUAUUUUAUGCAUUUA
Mytilus californianus (California mussel) is the source of this 1761-nucleotide messenger RNA. RefSeq names its product sorbitol dehydrogenase-like. Gene Ontology annotation, biological process: D-sorbitol catabolic process. Bases 87 to 1136 code for a protein of 349 amino acids. Gene Ontology annotation, molecular function: L-iditol 2-dehydrogenase (NAD+) activity; zinc ion binding. The transcript has 9 exons. NCBI's taxonomy places the organism in Eukaryota, Metazoa, Mollusca, Bivalvia, Mytilida, Mytilidae. The record is from RefSeq and is a predicted model, not a curated record.